This is a messenger RNA of Diabrotica balteata, 1367 nucleotides long. NCBI's taxonomy places the organism in Eukaryota, Metazoa, Arthropoda, Insecta, Coleoptera, Chrysomelidae. The record is from the annotation of a GenBank genome assembly.
CACGAAAACACAGACUAGCUCUCGAACUCAGACGUUGUACAUCCAAAAUGAGUGUAAGACUGAAGUUUUUGUGUUUGUUUUUCUUGUGUAAUGUUAACGUGUUUGGUGGUUCUAAUUUUACAUUAGUUAACAAUGCAACUAUGAAUAGUGCAAUUUCCGCAAUUUUUAAUGAAUCUACGCGAACAGUGAUAUCAAGUAAUGCUGUUACCAAUUUAUCAGUAAGUUUGAGACUACCAACAGAAUGUGGGACACCCAACGGAGAUCCUGGCUGGUGUAUAGAGAUUCAAGACUGUCCAAUAUUGCUUAAACAGAUAUCGAAUGUAGAUGCAAGACCAUUUUUGCUUGCUUCAAGAUGUGGACCGCCAAAUGAAGAUUUACAUAGACCUAAAGUAUGCUGUGGAAAGUAUGACAAGUACCAGGAUCCGUCAUUAGACGAUAUUAAUGUUUUUCCCAAACGAUGUGGACACCAAAGACUUAUUAUGAAAUCAAGAAUCCUUGGUGGUACGACAGCAUCUAUUGGAGAAUUCCCUGGAUGGUGCGACUUAUUCAUCAAAACGACCAUGGGUAUAAAACGUUUGGAUGUACAGGGUUCCUAAUUCAUACCAAAUAUGUAUUAACGGCAGCUCAUUGUGUUCAUGGAAAAUUUAUCAAAUUCAGAGGACCAGUAUUUCUUAUCCAAAUGGGAGAACACAACACCGAAACCACAGUUGAUUGUAAUCCCACGGGGACUUAUUGUGCGGAUCCCCUUCAAAUUAGCCGAGUUGGCCAAGUAAUCGUACACCAUGGAUACGACGUCUACUCUGCCGGCCACUAUAAUGAUAUAGCCCUUAUUCAUUUAAAAAAGGCAGCUAGAAUUACAGAAUUUGUUCAACCAAUUUGUUUACAAAUGGACAAUAUCACUCCAAAACGGUAUUCUAUAAGUGGAUGGGGAAAAACUGAGACAGAGGCAUUCAGUAAAAUCAAGAUGAAACUUGAAGUACCGCCAUAUGGUCGAGCCCAAUGUGUAGAAAAGUACAGUGUAGUCAGUAUUGAAGUUGCAGAAUCUCAAAUCUGUGCUGGUGGUGAGGACCAAAAAGACAGUUGUACUGGAGAUUCUGGCGGUCCUCUGAUGUUCGAAAAUGGUACUCACUGGAUGGCUGCAGGAAUAGUAAGCUAUGGUCUUGGCUGCGGAACCGAAGGAUGGCCCGGAAUAUAUACAAAUAUUUCAUAUUUUCUUCCGUGGAUUAAAGAGAAGAUUUUUGAAAAUAGCCUUGCAAAUACAAAGAAUCCUAACAAGGGAGUCAAAAUAUCGAACAGAAACAAACACGCACAUUAGAGGAAGACUAUUUAUCCAUUUUUAUACAAAAAAAUAAAUAAAUAAAUAAAAC